GAGAUUGUUUUUAAAAAACAAUAUAUAUAUAUAUAUAUAUAUAUAGAUAGAUAUAUACUCUCAUAACCAAAAGAAUCUCAUUCUCCCACAUAAUUACUUUCAAAAAAUCUUAACAUUUUUGUACCAAAAAAAAGACUCACAAUCUUUAAUAAUGGGAAAUAGUUUAGGAUCAAAAAAGAAGACAACAAAAAUCAUGAAAAUAAAUGGUGAAACAAUCAAGUUCAAGACUCCAGUUAGCGCUGGAGAAGUUACGAAAGACUAUCCGGGUCUGGUGUUACUAGACUCGGAGUCUGUUAAACAUCAUGGUAUCAGAGCCAGAGCUAUAGAGCCCCAAGAAGACCUAAAGCCAAAACGGCUUUAUUUCUUGGUUGAGCUCCCUAAACUAAGUCCCGAACCUGACAAAUCCACAAGAAGAGUCAGGUCCGGGAUAACCAUGAGUGCAAAGGACCGGCUUGAGAGCUUAAAGUUGGCUAGGAGAUCAGCUUCGGAUAUAUCAUAUAUGAAAGCGCCAUCUAGUAUGGACAAUGGUGAUGGUGUGGACCCUUUUAGGGUCAAGUUAAGGUUGCCAAAGUCGGAAGUAGAGAGGCUGAUGAAGGAAAGUAAGGAUGAAAAUGAAGCGGUGGAAAAGAUUAUGAAACUUUGCAUGGAAAAGAAUAGCGGCCGUGGCAGCUAUAGUGGUGAUCUAACGACGGAGAGACGACGGGUGCAAUGGAAAGAUGAUAAUGGAAAUAGAGAUGCUUACAAGGGCCGUGGGAAAAGGGUGGGAUUCCUACCAGUGAGCCAGGAACUAACAGCAGAAGACCCCACAUGGAUGUAAAAUAGUCUUUUAAACUUGUAUCACAGUAGCCAAGCAGAGUGAUUUUUGCCUCUCUUUUCUGCUGUACAUAUAUUAUUAUUAUUUAUAAUAUAUAUUGUAGAAUGAAGUACGAGUAGUUUUUUA
Molecule: messenger RNA, 940 nt
Organism: Erigeron canadensis
Lineage: Eukaryota; Viridiplantae; Streptophyta; Magnoliopsida; Asterales; Asteraceae
Exons: 2
Coding region: 152-817 (221 amino acids)
Source: RefSeq, a predicted model, not a curated record